CGGCUAUCAUGAAUUUCACCUGACUUGAAACAGGAACCCAAAUAUUCCCCCAAGUUGCUUAGAACUAGUACUAUUGUUUCUAGUUGGCCCUGAGUCCGAGUCGGAGCAUACAAAAGCUCUGAGACGAGCUAGCUGGUUAUAGUAAUUUCCUGUGAUUCCCCACGAAUAUCUCCCCUAGAGCCCCGGUACACCAUGUCCCAUCGGUCUUAUGAAGUGAUCAAAGGAUUCUUCGAGCAAGAAGUUGGCGCUGGUUAUGGCCAAGGCAAGGUACUUCCUGCUCGAUUCGGGCUAAUAGACCCUUCCGAUGAUCGAUGGAAGACAUUCAAGCAAGAGAUUGAUCAGCUUAAUACGUCCUCUCCCGUCGGCACGCAGUACAAGGUAUUUUUCGUGGGCAGACACGGUGAAGGCUUUCACAACGUAGCCGAGGCGAAGUACGGCACACAGAAAAACGGAGACGGAAAUUUGAUCUGGGGACCGGAUCCAGAAUUGACGAUGCUUGGCCAGGAGCAGGCGAAAGCAGCCCAUAACGCAUGGAAACAAGAACGUAAAUUCGAUAUUCCCCUUCCGGGGAAGCUCUACUGCAGUCCUCUCACACGAGCUAUCCAUACGAAUAAGAUAACAUUCGACUCCAUCAUACCGAAAUCGCAGAGAACCAUGAUUAUCGAGAACCUUAGAGAAACAUACGGCGUCCAUACCUGUGAUCGGCGUAGAACGCGCACUUAUAUCGAACAAACUUUCCCUGAUUUCGACAUCGAAGAGGAGCUCGUAGAAGAAGACGAACUAUGGGACUCCCAAGUGAGGGAAACCCACGACGAAAUCGAUGUCCGAAUGAGGGGCGUACUGGACAUGAUUUUUGACAAUGAUCAGGAACAAUUCAUCUCGUUCACUGCCCAUGGGGGCAUCGUUAGUGCAGUGCUGCGGGUCGUGAACCACAAACAAUACAUUUUACCCACUGGAGGGGUUUUAUCGAUGGUUGUUAAGUCAUCUAUAUCUUAGAAUUGCUUGAGGAGUAGUUGGACAAGUGCUACUGAAUCGUACCCUGACAUCGCUUUUGUCCUGCUGGAUCUGAAACACGUUCACACCGUCCACAGCUUACGUGUAUAUUUAGAUUGUAUGCAAGCUUCCACGUGUGAUACCAUAUCCCUUCUCGCUA
This is a messenger RNA of Suillus discolor, 1153 nucleotides long. Its product is annotated as histidine phosphatase superfamily. Lineage: Eukaryota; Fungi; Basidiomycota; Agaricomycetes; Boletales; Suillaceae. The transcript has 9 exons. Gene Ontology annotation, molecular function: phosphatase activity. The record is from RefSeq and is a predicted model, not a curated record. Bases 193 to 996 code for a protein of 267 amino acids. Gene Ontology annotation, cellular component: cytoplasm.